Messenger RNA from Elaeis guineensis (African oil palm), 785 nucleotides. Its product is annotated as small ribosomal subunit protein eS24z. The record is from RefSeq and is a predicted model, not a curated record. Gene Ontology annotation, biological process: translation. Gene Ontology annotation, cellular component: ribosome. NCBI's taxonomy places the organism in Eukaryota, Viridiplantae, Streptophyta, Magnoliopsida, Arecales, Arecaceae. Gene Ontology annotation, molecular function: structural constituent of ribosome.
AUCCCUUGCUCCAUCCCACAGCUAGGGUUUUUCAGGGUUCGCUUCUACUCGCUGCUUUUGUGCCACCUGCGCCCCCCCCGAUCUCGUCGUCAGAGCGAAGCAGGGAAAAAUAAUGGCGGAGAAGGCGGUGACGAUUAGAACUCGGAAAUUCAUGACCAAUCGUCUUCUCUCCCGCAGGCAAUUCGUCAUCGAUGUCCUUCACCCCGGAAGAGCUAAUGUCUCCAAGGCGGAGUUGAAGGAGAAGUUGGCAAAGCUUUAUGAGGUGAAGGAUCCGAACACGAUCUUUGUUUUCAAGUUUCGGACUCAUUUUGGAGGAGGGAAAUCUACCGGUUUUGGGUUGAUUUACGACUCGGUGGAGAACGCCAAGAAGUAUGAGCCCAAGUAUCGGCUCAUCAGGAAUGGGCUUGCCACAAAGGUUGAGAAGUCAAGGAAGCAAAUGAAGGAAAGGAAAAACAGAGCAAAGAAAGUCCGAGGUGUCAAGAAGGCGAAAGCUGGAGAUGCUGCGAAGGCUGGGAAGAAGAAGUGAACGGAUUCUUCACUUGUUUUCAUUGCAUUGCCAUCUUGUCUCUGUGACUUGCUAGAAUUAAAAUUUUAGAGUUAUUAAUUUUGCUAAUUUUGGAAUAUGAGUUGGGUUUUAGUCUUGUAAGGAUGCAGUGUAUUACCAGAAUUUAAACUCCAUUUUGCAAUGUUUAUUUUAAGUAACCUUUUAGACGUGUUGAAGUUAAAGAUUUUUGCAAGAUGCUAUACAUGUUUUGAUCCAAACCGCUAAUUCCAAGUAUUGUUGU